This is a messenger RNA of Fomitiporia mediterranea MF3/22, 1136 nucleotides long. Its product is annotated as adenosine deaminase-like protein. Lineage: Eukaryota; Fungi; Basidiomycota; Agaricomycetes; Hymenochaetales; Hymenochaetaceae. Gene Ontology annotation, molecular function: adenosine deaminase activity. Gene Ontology annotation, biological process: adenosine catabolic process; inosine biosynthetic process. Bases 1 to 1107 code for a protein of 368 amino acids. The record is from RefSeq and is a predicted model, not a curated record. The transcript is spliced from 5 exons.
AUGUCAAGGCAGAUUUUCGGACCUUCUGCAGCGGCGCUUGCCUCUCUUUCUUCAGAGCAAAUUGCCUUUAUCCAAUCUCUUCCGAAGGCCGAACUACACGCUCAUUUGAAUGGAUGCAUUCCACUUUCCUGCCUCAAAGGGCUUGCCAGCACGUAUAUUGCAGAGCCGGGUACUGUUUCAUCGGCUGCAAUCGACGAUGGUAUCCAAAAGCUUCGCGAAGGCGUUAACUUGGAAACCAUUGGCGAUUUCUUCAGCUUAUUCACAGCGAUUUACGCAUUGACGUCCACUCGUGAAAACUUGGCUCGGGCUACACGUGCAGUUCUGGAAGACUUCCUGGAUGGAGCCGAUAGACAGUGCACAUAUCUUGAGUUACGAAGCACGCCGAGAUCAACUCCUCACCUGAGUCGCGCUCAAUAUGUAGAGACUGUCCUAGACGAGGUUGAGAAAUUUCCCGAGGAUGAGGUCGCUUAUAUUCUUUCUUUGGAUCGUAAAAUGCCCAUCAAUGUCGUUUCUGAGUGCAUAGACAUUGCCAUUGCCUCCAAAUUGGCAGGAAGACGUAUUGUUGCUAUAGAUUUGUGCGGUGAUCCUUUGGCCGGGGAUAUGAAUGCAUUCUCGGAAUUCAUAAAGAAGGCAAAAACCGCUGGCUUAGGCUUAACUCUUCAUGUAGCUGAAACAGAAUCCAAUACAGCAGAAGAAACAAUGCAGCUCCUCUCACUAAAACCAGAGCGACUAGGGCAUGCCACAUUCUUGGACGAGGAAGCGAAGAAAUUCGUAUUCGAUAACAAGAUUGCAAUAGAGAUUUGUUUGACAUCAAACAUUCUUUGCAAGACAGUAAAAAGCCCGGAGGAUCAUCAUCUGAACCACCACUUCAGCCUGAGCCAUCCUGUUGCAAUAUGCACGGAUGAUACGCUGCCCUUCCGUAACUCGCUCCUUGGAGAAUACGCAUUGCUCCUAGCCGAAAAACCAAUCGGCCUCGGUUUGAAGGAAGAAGAUGUCAGGACUAUCGCAAGGAUGAGUAUGGAUAGUAGAUUCAUUGUCUUGAACAAUCACUUAGUGAUGGGCUCUAUAAUACCUAUGCGAAGGACCCCAGGUGUGCACGUUGUAUAGGCAGCAUUAAUCAUUGCAUCACCGCUCGU